CUUGGAGUCCUUAAACCCCUAAUACUACGCCCAAAUCACCCGACAAUGCCCUCGUCACGUGAUGUGCUCCACCAGCGAAGAGGCCGUUGUCGCAGAGCUGAUUCAGCUCCACUUGGUCGAGACCGAUACGGGCUCCGGCAGCUGGCACAGCCCGGUGGUGGCCAACCUGCCCACCAGCCGCCUGGGGGACAUGAAGCAGGAGGAGAUUGCUAAGCUGGUGCCAAUCCGAAAAGACUUGGUCUCCAGCUUCAGCCACGAAUCCACCGCGACCAAAGUCUACCAGUGGAUCAUGGCCUACGAGGAAGCCAAGGGCUACUUGAACUAUACGCGCGUGAACGCUCGGAUUUUGGCCUGCGAGCUCCUAAAAGAGUGGGCCUAUGAACAUCGGCACUUGGGAGAUCGCGGCAUCGACGUGCAUUGCCUGUGCCGCUACAAGGAGUUCGCUGGUCAUUUGCUGUACUUCCACGACCGGUGGGCGGACACUGAGCAUGGUGCCACACGUUCAAAGAUCCUGGGGCAGCCACAUGGCAUUAUUCGGAGCAAGAACAAGGAGACCUUUGUUUCAACCUUAGUGAAGGUUCAUGAGGCGCUUGCCAAGUUGCAACAAUCCUUGGAGAAGGC
Durusdinium trenchii is the source of this 621-nucleotide messenger RNA. The record is from the annotation of a GenBank genome assembly. NCBI's taxonomy places the organism in Eukaryota, Dinophyceae, Suessiales, Symbiodiniaceae.